Messenger RNA from Durusdinium trenchii, 540 nucleotides. The record is from the annotation of a GenBank genome assembly. NCBI's taxonomy places the organism in Eukaryota, Dinophyceae, Suessiales, Symbiodiniaceae.
AUGUUUUUGUACGCCUGCCCUUGGCCAGGUCAGUUGAGCUCGGCGAGCAAUGACGAGCUGCCCCAAGACACCAUAGGUACCGAUGCAAAGACUGACCAGGAGGCAACUGAUAACAUUCUGGGGCCUUUGCCUUCCCCGGACAUUGACAAAUUGCUGAUUGCUGAGCCUCUUCCAUGGGCAAAGAAAGAUGAGACGGUGGAGGAAAAGGACCGUUUUCCAUUCACACGGGAGGAGGAGGCAACUGACGACAUUCUGGGGCCUUUGCCUUUUCCGGACAUUGACAAAUUUCUGAUUGCUGAGCCUCUUCCAUGGGCAAAGAAAGAUGAGACGGUGGCAGUGGCAGUGGAUGAGCCUAUCAAUGAGGAUGAGGACGAGGAACCCUACCCCGACGGGCCUGAUAACCACCAGGACGAAACGGAUGACUCCAUAGAAGAGGAGAAAUUCAAUCCUCGCCCUCCAAACCUACCCCUGUGGGCACGGAGGCUUUGCGAAGAAGAAAUUCAAGAAGGGCCCGAGGAAGGGGCAAUAUUUUUGUCGUGA